Ornithodoros turicata is the source of this 1068-nucleotide messenger RNA. RefSeq lists its product as uncharacterized. The transcript is spliced from 9 exons. The coding region runs from base 1 to 1068 and encodes 355 amino acids. The record is from RefSeq and is a predicted model, not a curated record. NCBI's taxonomy places the organism in Eukaryota, Metazoa, Arthropoda, Arachnida, Ixodida, Argasidae.
AUGGGGGCCGGGUAUGGUGAGGAGGGUGCCGUCGCUUUGCCCGAGGUACCCUCCAGAGAUACUGGACGAUGGAAUCAACAACUGGAAGCUCAUCUCAACAGCAUUUUCGAUUGUGAUUAUGUGCCCGAGAAGCGCGCUCUUCAAAUGGCACUGACGUGGACCUGUUUUCAGCUUUUACUGCAAGUGCAAGAAUGGGACCGAUUGUGCAACAACGUGAGAAGUGCUACGAAGGCUCCCCUGACGGACGCGGAACUGACUAAAUUGGCUGAAACUCGACCCAUUAGAGUCCUCUUUAUCGGUGAUCGGAACUUCAGCACGAUAUCGAAGGAACAGUUCAUGAUAUAUGCACAAAGCUGUCUUAAUCUGGUGAAUGCAGGCUUUGCAAAUAUUAACAUCAAGCUGAAGAUGACCGUUUACGACACCUAUGUGAUGAACGAGGAACAGGACAGGACCCACCUCUUGGAAGUUCCUGGUAGAAAUCUUCCCUCGGUAUACGCACACAAAACCAUGAAUAUACUUCAGAGAACAGUUAUUCAAUACCCUGGGGUCAACGAGUCCGACAUGGUCUUCGUAUUAACGAGAAAGAUUCUCCUCGACGAAAAGAACCACACUCUGCUGAGUCAUUUCCAUUGGCAUAUAGGACCCUGUGGAGGACGCUUGAAACCCAUACUCUACUUCGACGCUCCCUUUUCCUACGCAGCUACAAGAGAUAUGUGGUUCACCAUCCUGGCUGGGAUAGCGAAGAGUGUUUUAUGCAAGACGAACUCUCUGGCUUUGUGCUACAAACAGCUCAUCCCGGCAUAUAAGGAUGACUUGAAUUCAAGCCUAUGCCUCACAACGACAGGCACGCAAAAGGCGCCCACAUUCUCGGGAAUCGUGGGAUUCGACGUGGAUAAAUACUGUGAUACGGUGGCUGCUCAGUUCGGACUCGAAAGUGGCCGAAAGGAGAAUGUGAGCAGACACUGCAACCCACCGUGCCUCCGGGGCUAUUCAAAACAUGCCCCAUACCUUUAUCCAUGCCAGCUGUCGCACGCUGUAAGUACACAGGGCAUAGUCAACACUACCUAG